Molecule: messenger RNA, 549 nt
Organism: Micropterus dolomieu (smallmouth bass)
Lineage: Eukaryota; Metazoa; Chordata; Actinopteri; Centrarchiformes; Centrarchidae
Product: V-set domain containing T-cell activation inhibitor 1-like
Exons: 3
Coding region: 1-549 (182 amino acids)
Source: RefSeq, a predicted model, not a curated record
AUGGCUGCUUUAACAUCAGCUCCACUUGUGGUUUUGUUCGCAUGUUCAUGGAUCUUUGUUCUGUGUCAAGAGACACAGGAGCUGAAGGUGAAGGCUGGAGAGGACGGCACUCUUCAGUGUCAGGGUCACAGAUGUGCUACCAUCACAGUGAUAAAGUGGAACAGACCUGACCUGAAGUCAGAUGAUAUUUAUGUCUUCUUCUUCAGAGACGACCGCUCAUAUGAAAACUACCAGCAUGAAUCUUAUCGUGGUCGAGUGGAGCUGAGAGAUCCAGAGAUGAAGGACGGAGACGCUUCUGUUAUUCUGAAGAACGUCAACAUCAACGACACUGGAACAUACGAGUGUCGUGUUAAAGAGGGAAACAAGACAGGGAAAGCUAAACUCAUCAGCAACAUCAGUCUGACAGUGACAGAGCCAGCUGCUUCUUCCUGUAACAUCAGCUACUUCGACCCAUUGGACAGUGGAGUGUACUGGUGUGAGUCCAGAGAGGGAGCAACCAGUAACACCAUCGACCUCACUGUCCCUGGUAAGAUCAGACUGUGGAGUUAG